Vidua macroura (Pin-tailed whydah) is the source of this 2417-nucleotide messenger RNA. It is a transcript of the gene SLCO2B1, whose product is annotated as solute carrier organic anion transporter family member 2B1. Bases 74 to 2068 code for a protein of 664 amino acids. The transcript is spliced from 15 exons. The record is from RefSeq and is a predicted model, not a curated record. Gene Ontology annotation, molecular function: protein binding; bile acid transmembrane transporter activity. NCBI's taxonomy places the organism in Eukaryota, Metazoa, Chordata, Aves, Passeriformes, Viduidae. Gene Ontology annotation, biological process: bile acid and bile salt transport; sodium-independent organic anion transport; transmembrane transport. Gene Ontology annotation, cellular component: membrane.
UCUGGUGGCAGAGGGAAAGUUUCGCUGGCUUCGGGAGAGCACCAGGAGAGCCCCGGACCCAACGGCUGACAGAAUGACAAGCAGGGCUCCAAGGAGCAGCCAGCCGGACGCGGCGCGGAACACGCUCUGCAGGAGCCCCUUUCUCAGUGUCAAGUUCUUUGUGUUCUGCCACGGGCUGCUGCAGCUCUCCCAGCUCCUGGUCUCGGGCUACCUGAAGAGCUCCAUCUCCACCAUCGAGCGACGCUACGGCCUCUCCAGCCAGACCUCAGGGCUGCUGGCGUCCUUCAACGAGGUUGGGAACACGCUGCUGAUCGUCUUCGUCAGCUACCUGGGCAGCCGCGUGCACCGGCCGCGCCUCAUCGGCGGCGGGGCCCUGCUGGUCUCGCUGGCCGGCUUCCUCAUGGCCCUGCCGCACUUCAUCACGGGCCCCUACGAGUACGACCGCUCCGUGGCCAGCACCUUCAGCAACACCACGGACCUGUGCCAGCCCGGGGCCCCGGGGGCCUGGGCCAACCUGAGCGAUGCCAGCUGCACGCCCCUGGCCUCCAGGGAGAACCACGAGGUUCUCCUGGUGAUGUUCGUGGCCCAGGCCCUGCUGGGCAUCGGCGGCGUGCCCAUCCAGCCCUUCGGCAUCUCCUACAUCGACGACUUCGCCAGUGAGAGGAACUCGCCCCUCUACCUGGGAAUCCUGUUCUCCCUGACGGUCGUCGGGCCGGGGGUGGCCUUCAUGCUGGGCUCUGCCAUGCUCCGGUUCUACGUGGACAUCGACAAAGUCAGCACAGCUGAGGUGCAGCUCACCAGCAAGGACCCGCGCUGGGUGGGGGCCUGGUGGCUCGGGUUCCUGGUGGCCGCCAGCCUGGUGGCCCUGUGUGCCCUGCCCUACUUCUUCUUCCCGCGGGAAAUGCCGAAAGAGGUGGUGAGAGGGGAGGACAGAGCCAGCAAGAAGAGGGAGGACAUGCUGAGCCAGCUCAGGCCGAGGUCCCAGCACACGGAGAGCCUCUCCCUGGUGGAGUUCAUCAGACGCUUCCCCGUGGUGCUGCUGAGGAACCUGCGGCACCCCGUGUACCUGCUGGUGGUGCUGGCUCAGGUCAACAUCUCUGCCAUGGUUGCUGGAUUAGCAACGUUCAUGGGCAAGUUCCUGGAGAGACAGUUCUCCCUCACAGCCUCCCUGGCCAACAUGAUCAUUGGUGCUGUGAACAUCCCUGGGGCCAUGGUCGGGAUCGUGGUGGGCGGCGCCAUCCUGAAGCGGUUCCAGAUGUCCCUGAGGCAGUGCAGUGCCCUGUGCGUGCUGGGCAUGCUGCUCUGCCUGCUCCUGGCCUUUCCCCUGCUCUUCCUGGGCUGCCCCACGCAGAAGGUGGCGGGUGUCACCCACUGGGACAGCUCUGGCUUUGGCCACCACGACAUGGCGUGCAACGCGCGGUGCCGCUGCCCCGAGCGGGGCUUCAACCCCGUCUGCGGCUCGGACGGCGUGGAGUACACGUCCCCCUGCUCUGCCGGCUGCAGCAGCGUCACCCUACGCCCCGACAGCUCCGUCCUGAACUACAGCGGGUGCAGCUGCGUCGGGGGGCCGGGGCCGGCGGGCGUCGCCAGGCCGGGCACCUGCGGCACCGGCUGCUCCCACCUCUUCGUGCCCUUCGUGGUGCUCUCCUGCCUGGCAGGCAUCCUGGCCAGCACGUCCCACACGCCGUCCUUCAUGCUCAUCCUCAGGAGCAUCCAGCCUGAAGACAAAUCAUUCGCUGUUGGGAUACAGUUCAUGCUGCUGAGAGUUUUAGCGUGGAUGCCGGGCCCGGUGCUGUACGGCAGCGCCAUCGACACCAGCUGCGUGCUGUGGGAGAGGCGGUGCGAGCGCAGGGCUGCCUGCAGAUACUACGACAAUUCCCUCUUCAGGCACAGGUACCUGGGGCUGCAGUUUUUCUUCGAGGCGGGCGCCUUCCUGUGCUUCGGGGCCGUGUAUCUGAUCCUCAGGAAGCAGGAGAGGGAAGCCGGCCGGGCAGAGGAGACGAAGGCAGAGCCAGAGAAGGAGAAGCUGGCAGGGAAGUCCACAAAGAGCCCGGAAUCCAAGGUGUGACAGCGAAGCCUGAGCCGUGGUCGGUGAAUGAGCCCACGCUGUCAGGGGUGGAUGCUCGGAGCGAUGGACCCUGGGGCUGCUUCCUGCUCUCCCGGCUGGGCUGGACUCUUCCUGCAGUGCUGUGGGUCCAUCCACGCGUCGUUCUCCUCCUCGGGGGUGCAGCUUGUUCCCUCACGUGGAUCAGUCCAAGCUCUUGACCCCGUGGACUCUGCAGCCUCCUGGAUUUGUGUCCUUCGAAGCAGUUGUUCCUGCUGACCGUCUCGGUGGUGCCAGCACUGAGCAGUAGCCAUAAACCUCAAGGUUUUUUUUUUUUUAAUAAAUCAUUUUUAAGGAAUGGUUUUGUACUGAA